AUGUUAGCAGAUUUAGUGGAGGAGCUGAAGAAGACUGGACUCCAAGCUGCUCCUGCUGAUCACUGCUAUGCUGGAGCUGAAGAUGUGGCCUGUGAUGUCUGCACCGGGAGAAAACUCAAAGCACACAAGUCCUGUCUGCAAUGUCUGGCUUCUUACUGUGAGAAACAUCUUCAGUUUCAUUAUGAAUCAGAGACAUUCAAGAAACACAAGCUGGUGGAGCCGUCCAAGAAGCUCCAGGAGAACGUCUGCUCUCGUCAUGAUGAGGUGAUGAAGAUGUUCUGCCGUACUGAUCAGCAGCUUAUCUGUAAUCUCUGCUCUGUGGAGGAACAUAAAGGCCAUGAUGUGACAGCGGCCGUGUCAGAAGUCAGAGAUAAACUACAGGACGUCCUGAGAGAGAAGAGGACAAACGUCUCACUGACAGGGACUGAAGUGGACGUUUUACUGCCACAACCAGAGCCCAAGACCAGAGCUGGAUUCUUAAAAUAUUCACGUGAAAUCACACUGGAUCCAAACACAGCAUACACAUGUCUGUUAUUAUCUGAGGGGAACAGGAAAGCAACAUUAUUUUGUCAACAACAGCCUUAUUCUAGUCAUCCAAACAGAUUCACUUACUGGUGUCAGGUCCUGAGUAGAGAGAGUCUGACUGGACGUUGUUACUGGGAGGUGGAGAGGAGAGGAGGGAGAGGAGUUUCUGUAGCAGUCGCAUACAAGAAUAUCAGCAGAGCAGGGAGGUCGGAUGAAUGUAGAUUUGGAUACAAUGACAAAUCUUUGGCGUUAUAUUGUAUCAACAACAAAUAUACAUUUUGGUCUAACAAAGUCCAAACUCCCGUCUCAGGUCCUGAGUCCUCCAGAGUAGGAGUGUACCUGGAUCACAGUGCAGGUAUUCUGUCCUUCUACAGCGUCUCUGAAACCAUGACUCUCCUCCACAGAGUCCAGACCACAUUCACUCAGCCGCUCUAUGCUGGACUAAUGUUGUAUUGGACUGGAGCCUCUGCUGAGUUGUGUAAACUGAAAUAGACAGAAGUCAUUUAAGGGUUAAAUUCUGUGGUUUAACUCUUCGACUUAUUUAGUCUCCAUGUUUGUUGCUGAGAGCUGAUUGUUGUGUCAUUCUAUUUUUUUGACGUUUUUGUUGCUUUUAUCAAUGUUUUUUGGUCAGUUUUUCGACAUUGUUUUUUUUUUUGCCUUUAUCACCGUUUUAGACGUGUUGAUGUUUUUGGUGCUUUUUUUUUUCCUCACUAAAACUGCUCCGUCACAGAGAAAUGAGCAGAGUUUUCUAUCACUUGUUGCUUUUUACAGCCAACAUUUCCUCUUUGCACUGAGUCAAUAAAUAUUACACUAAAACUG
Molecule: messenger RNA, 1344 nt
Organism: Perca fluviatilis (European perch)
Lineage: Eukaryota; Metazoa; Chordata; Actinopteri; Perciformes; Percidae
Product: tripartite motif-containing protein 16-like
Exons: 1
Coding region: 1-1017 (338 amino acids)
Molecular function (GO): protein binding; zinc ion binding
Source: RefSeq, a predicted model, not a curated record